UUGAAGAAAUCCAGAGACGACACUCGGAAACCAUGUCGAUUUUUGUCGUUAACACCAGCGUGACCAAAGACAAAUUGUCGGAGGCUUUGCUGUCAGAAGCAACCAAAGAACUGACUAAAGUCAUGAGCAAGCCUGCACAGUUCAUUGCUGUACAUUUUCACGCGGAUCAAAUUAUUAUGAUUGGUGGAAAUGCAGACCCCUCUGCCAUCUGCUACUUCCAGAGCAUUGAAAAGCUCAGCUGUGAUGAGAUCAAGAAGUACUCUAAGAUGCUGUGUGGACUAGUCCACAAACAGCUGGGCAUUUCUCCUGAAAGGAUUUAUAUUAAUUUUGUGGACAUGGAUGCUUGCAAUGUGGCUUGCAACAACACCACUUUUGGCUGAGCUGGUUGAGGUCCUGAAAGAAAUCAUAUUUGCAGGCAUAUUGGAGAGUCAUAGUUAAAAGUUACCAAGAAGCAAACCCAUAUUAUUAUGUUUUACCUAUUUCAAGAGAUGUUGCACUGUUCUUUCAUCUCUGCAAUAAAGUUCAUCAUGCGAUACAUAAAUUCAGGUGUUCUCAUUGAUUGUCCCUUCUUAGUGCAUUGCAUUGCAAGCUUCAACAAUACUAGGUAAACAUAGCUGGUGAGAAGAGCCAGUAUUUUGAUUGUGUAAACAUGUGUAAGAAAGGCAGUGUUUUAAGUGUUGCCAGAAUAACUUGUUUGACCUUUUCUUUGGCAAACUAAAACAAGGACAACAACAAGAUACUGACACAAGUCAAAGAGCCAAAAUGAUUAGAUAGAUACCCAUUAUAAUCGGUUUUAUAUAGGGCUGCAACUAACAAUUAUUUUUCAUAAUCGAUUAAUCGGAUAAAUGUCGCUUGUUUUUCAAUAACCGUCACAAUUUAACCAAGUUGUUUUAGACAUGUUUUAAGUAGGGAUGCACGAUACCCAUUUUUUAAAAAAAAAAGAUAUCGAUAACGUCUUGCUCCUCAAGGCCGAUACCGAUAUGAUAAUCGAUAAUAUAUAUUGUAAAUGUAUAUUCACCUGAGUCUUUGAACACCUGAAGGUCAAAAAUACUAGUGGUGGAUUCAGCAUAGAUUUGCCUUUGACCUAACCAAAAUUUUCAUAACAUUAAUGAACAAAACAAAGACUAGUACAGUUCUGACGUCAAAUGAAGUGCCAAUAUUUAUUUUUUCAAAUAAAUAUGAUUUGAGUCAAUGACAAUCAAUCAGUCAAUAUCAUUGACGAUGUGUUCCCCUGAAAAAUGAGCACUGAACUAAAACAAACCCAACAGGUAUUGUGCUUUGUCAGCAGAUAAAAUAUUUGGUGCAACAGGAGAGGAGACUUUUGAGGUCUAUGUCCAUGAAACAAAUUUCUUAACCUGGCAAAUAUAGGACAGCAAGCCUAUCAAUAACCAAAAGGCCUCUCAAGAACUUGUAAACAUAACACUGUAAAAUCCAAACAUUUGCUAAUCGCCAUAGUAAGGUUUAUUACUCAAUGAUGGAAAAAUAAGGCUCCUAGAACGGUAACAAAACUUUGCAUACUGGCAAAACAAGAGUGGAAACAAACGCACACAUCACAAACCACCGACAUAGUGCCAAAAAUAUUAUAUAUUAUCGGGCCUAUUAAUAACGUUAUCGGAUUUAUUGGGAUGAUGUCAUAAUUCCUAUUAUCAGACCGAUAAUUAUCUUGCACCUCUAGUUUUAAGUGACAAUGAAGACAAAAUGGAUGACUACUUCCUUCAAAAAAAAAUUUUUAUUACAGCUUCCUGACUUUACUGUAGUCUACAAAUGUACCGUUUUAAGUAUGUAAAACUUGAUAAGUUUUCAAUAAAGGUCCUGAGUAUAAAACAAAAAGAAUUUCUCAGUACACAAAUCAGACAAAAGUCCUGAUGAUUCAAAUAAAAAAAUUCUGCUGAUUGACAUGUUUUUCUUGUGGGCAAAGCGCUGGUAUAAAUUGUGUCAAUGACUCAUUUAUUUUCUUUAAACAAACUAAACAACAACAUCGAAUA
This is a messenger RNA of Corythoichthys intestinalis (scribbled pipefish), 1985 nucleotides long. RefSeq names its product macrophage migration inhibitory factor-like. The transcript is spliced from 3 exons. The record is from RefSeq and is a predicted model, not a curated record. Gene Ontology annotation, molecular function: cytokine activity; phenylpyruvate tautomerase activity. The coding region runs from base 33 to 380 and encodes 115 amino acids. NCBI's taxonomy places the organism in Eukaryota, Metazoa, Chordata, Actinopteri, Syngnathiformes, Syngnathidae.